AUGCAUCCCAAAACGCGCAAAGCUUGUGAGCCGUGCAAAUCUGCCAAACGAAAAUGCACCAAGCAGCUUCCUCAAUGCCGUCGUUGCGAACUCCGAGGGUUGGCUUGCUCCUACGAAGAACACCCGCGAAUGGUUGUUUAUGGGGCCAAUGACAAUGUUGGCUUGAUCAGAUUACCACAACAACACGAAGAGCAAGUCGUCUCGUCUUUUCUACAGCCUUCUCAACCAGACGUCAUCGCAAUUGAUCCGCAACUGGGGCUGGAGCCGCCCACAACAACCAUUUCCCCAUCUCCAUCUCUGGAUGACCUGAGAUCGGCUUGGUUCCUGACCCCAGACUCUUGGGAAGUCAGUUCGGUUGAUACUUCUCGUCUUGUACCAAUCUCAGUUGGCGAAGUACACAUUUGCUUCGACAAGACCAAAGACUGGUUGAAGGAAUGGAUCGAGACUGGAAGCAACCCCUUUAUCCACCCCGAGUUAAACAAGAAGAGUGUCCCAAGCUGCAUCCAAGACGCUUUCAUGGCUCUAUCGACGUACUUUAACAAGACGUACAAGACUAGCGAUAUGGUCUUUCGAUUUAUAGAAGACAAGGCAAACAAGCUCACUGUCUCACAUGAUUGUCAACAGUCUAGUAUUGUUGAUGAGAUUGGCCGCGUGCAAUCACUCUUCAUUUACACUUUUAUCCGCCUCUUUGACGGGAAUAUUCGCCAACGGCACUAUGCAGAGCAACACCUACCUAUCCUACAUCGCUGGGCCAAACAGAUGUUAUCUCACGCCUCUUGUGCCACCAGCGACGACAGGCUACUUCUUCACAAUGCCCUCACAGUCUACACCCCGGAACUCACCUCACAUCCCCCGGUUCCCUGUCAAGCAUCUCCAGAGCAGCUUCUAUGGCAUGCAUGGAUUCUCUCCGAAUCAGUCCGAAGGACAUGGUGUGUCUCCAUGAUGAUCCAGUCGGGGUAUGAGCUGUUGAAAACAGGCAGUGGACCGUGUUUUGGAGGGGUACGCAUCACGACGAGGAGGGGUGUUUGGGAUGCCAAGACAGCUGCGGCGUGGACUAGCAUAUGUGCGGAGCGGAGUGUAGGAUUUUUACAUAGGAGCGAGACGGAGAUGCUGUUGGAAGAGAGGAGUAUCGAUGAGGUUGAUGUAUUUCCGCUUGUUUUAAUGGGGCUGGAUUUUGGGCCCGAUAGGAUGGAGAGGUGGCGGAAUAGCGGCAAGCAUUGA
Messenger RNA from Fusarium vanettenii 77-13-4, 1221 nucleotides. RefSeq lists its product as uncharacterized. Gene Ontology annotation, biological process: regulation of DNA-templated transcription. Gene Ontology annotation, molecular function: zinc ion binding; DNA-binding transcription factor activity, RNA polymerase II-specific. The record is from RefSeq and is a predicted model, not a curated record. Lineage: Eukaryota; Fungi; Ascomycota; Sordariomycetes; Hypocreales; Nectriaceae. The coding region runs from base 1 to 1221 and encodes 406 amino acids. The transcript has a single exon.